Molecule: messenger RNA, 8939 nt
Organism: Neodiprion fabricii
Lineage: Eukaryota; Metazoa; Arthropoda; Insecta; Hymenoptera; Diprionidae
Gene: hwt
Exons: 8
Coding region: 96-4052 (1318 amino acids)
Molecular function (GO): phosphotyrosine residue binding
Source: RefSeq, a predicted model, not a curated record
CUGCAAGCUCUGCAAGUUCACUCGGUAUCGCGCGACUAGCGCCACGCUGCGGGGAUUGGCGGCGUUCGCUGCGUCAGUCGCGCGUUGGUCGUCGAAUGGAUCGGAUGUGGCGACGCGUGCAGGGAGCUACGGGGGGCGGGCGCCGCAGCGCCGCGUGUUGCGGAUGCCCGUCGCAGCCGUGUCAGCUGCACGUGGACCAACGCGCUAAGCGCGGCGGGGGUCGGAAAUCGCGGGGCGGCCCUCGGACGAUAGUCUGCGGCUGCCAGGUUCAACCCUGUCCGGUACAUCCGGUCCUCGUGAGGGUGCGGAGGACUCGACCGACCGGCACCGCCGCCCCGCGUGAAUGCGAGUGUGACUGCCCUCAGGAUCGCCCUUGCCCUCACACCAAUCGCGGAUCCCUGACGAGGAGGGCGCAUCGCAGAUGCGGGUGCAACGCGGAGGGGUCCUGUCACCACCACACGACGAGUUCGGGCACGCCGCGACGCCGCGUAACGCCGACGCCGGAAGUGACGAACGCUUGCGAUUGCCCGGAUAAAUCAGGCUGUGCUCAUAAAUCCGGAGCUUCCGAUCCCGCGUGCGAUUGUACAGCGAUGCCGUGUUCGCACGCGGUGAAAACUCGGGGACCUCGGGCCCCUCAGUGCGCCGAUUGCGUCCCCGGGACCCUUCAGACUUGCACCCACAAGCCGAGCAACUCCGAGGGCCGGAUAAAGCGCGUCAAGUGUCGCGUGAGGCGCGCCGGUUGCGCUAUGGCGAGGUGCACUGCGGAGCUUGCGAUGCUUCAUCUUCACUGGGAGCUUGCGACCGAAUGCGCCCCCUGUAGGCCCCGCGCCCUAACUCGCCGCCUCUGCCGCAGACAGCAGAGUGACAACGAACUUUAUCGCAGCAACAGCUUUAAGUUUGAACGGUUCGAGAGGAGCAGGGAGGAGCACGCUACCCCCCUUAGGAAACAGAUAUCUUUGUGCGAUGAAUACAGUCUGCCAGUUGACUUUGUCAACAAACGACGACCCGCCAGCGUUGCUGCAGCGACUUCCACCGUCCAGUGGGCCUUGCCAAGUCCGACCACUGAAAACGCGGAAGUCGAGGUUGUAGAAGAGUACAGUGAUCCGAGAGACAGCAGAGCGAAAGCCUACUCUGAACCGAGUGAGGAACUUUCAUUGCCAAAACUUUACGCGAAGGUCAACCGAGAUUACUGCAGACCUUACACCGAUCCGUCAGCAUCCGAGUCCUCCGGUGCCGAUGACGAGGCGGGCGGUACUCUGACGGAGUUUCGCCGACGUAAGAACAGCCUGUACAAGACAACGGGACGCAGCUCGCCGUCGCUUCUCGAAGAGGAAACGCUGCCGCCAGGAGACGCAGUGAUAGUAGAUUGCGUGGCAUUGGUGCAUCUCGAAGCGGACCAGUCGCCAACGGAUCCUGGUCAGCCGGUGCGGCAUCCGUCGCCUUACUACUACGGCGACCUCUUCAAGGCGAGCGAAGAACUGCCGCGUCCUCAGCCAGGAAGAUACCGGAAGAGCGUGAGCCUCGACGUCCCGGGGGAAAGAUCGAGGACACCGGGACUACCAAAGAGGAAUUCGGUGGCCGGUGAUGGUGGUGGAACGUUCAACAACAACCAGGAUCUAGUGAGCCCAACAUCGGGGAGUGAGCAGCAUGCCGUACCUCACGGUGGGAACGAGAUACUUUCAUCGUGCAUUAUCACAGAGUGGGACAGCACCCUCAUGCCGCCGCAUCGCCUCCUCAGUCACGACAUACCGAGUGCCGUUUGCACCUGCGUCGUGUCACCGGACGAUGAGGAUGUAGAUCCGCCCCUGCGCCAGGCGCGCAAGCUUCGCCGGACUCGAAAAAUAGACCCUCAGCUAGUCCUGCUCGAGGACGAAGCCGACGAGGACGAGGAGACCGCCGACAAGGAGGAGGCAGAGAUGGCCAGGCAGCGACGUCUCUACGAGACCGCGUUCGACUCCAAGGUCAGCCGAUCGGACGACGACCUCGACGAUCAUGACCGUCUUACCAACCAUCCGGUCCUCCAUGCCCCCUCGAGGAUUACGGCGGUCCUGCAGCCGAAGGCCCCGUCCCCGGUGCCGGAGCCCUUCCACGCUUUCGAGCCGGUCAGCUGCCCCGUCAACAACGCGUACGCCUCGAAGGAGCGACGCAAGGUAGUUUUACUCCGCCCAAAACCGAUUCCGAGCCGCCUUCAGCAAACCGACAAUAUAUCGUCUCUGUCCCAGGACAUCGAAUCCCUCCAGGUAAACUCCAGCGACGAGAAGAACUCCUCGCCCCGGCUGCCGCUCCGCGGUUACGCGCCCGCGCCGCCCUCGCCGCCAUCGACAGCCCCACUUCCGGCCAAGUUUCACGGCCGAAAGGACCAUCUUCUUCUGAAUAUACGCAGCGCUCCGAAUCUACCGUCCCAGGCCGAUCAUCCGCGGCUCAAGGACACGAGACUACCAGUGAAAUCCCUACGCGCCAAGGAGUCGCCACAGAGCAGCGAGGGAAGCAUACUGGAGAUUAAGGGACGGCCAAAGAGCGAGGCUCCCGAUGCUCAUAUGCGCCGGCUUGACAAGGAACUGAUCCUUGAAUUUAAGGGCAGGCCAAAGGAGGAGAAACAACGUCCUCGGAGCCUCAUUCGCGAGACCCGUCCGAUAAUGGAGUUCAAGGGAAGGCCUCACGAGGCUGAGGAACACCUUCCGAGACCACGGAGAGAGGCGGGAAUCCUCGAGUUUAAGCUUAGGACGACUCGCCGGAGGAUGGGCUACUCUAGUACGGAGAGCAUGGCCACUAGCAGCAGCGGCGGGAGCAUGGAGUCCCUGAGGAGCAGCACCAGCGAGGGAAACAGGUCGACGAGCAGCUCGGAGAGUCGGCACAGCACGAGUCUAAGCUCGCACAGUUCGGACAGCGGUAGCACGAGCUGCGUGAACAAUCAUCAGCAGAACACACUGACCGGCUUCUUGACCCACCAUACGAACAAGCUCCACAUCCUGUCUCCGAUAUCGGACAAAUCGUCGCAGGAACCGGCCUCUGAGACGUCGGAUAACAACCGAAACAACAAUUCCCAGAAGGGUUCGCCCGAGGAGGCGCAGACCCUGACCACUGAAAACCCAACCGUGAACGCGAACAACGUGACAUCGCCGACUGACACUUCGUUCAAGAAACGCCGGACGCCUCAGAACAAGAAUCUCAUCAAUCUCGCCCUGCAGUCGUCCUCGUCCGGUGACACUGAAAUUCAGGGAUCGGACAGCGGGAUCUCGAUCGAAUCUCGCGCCGGGAUAAAGUGCAAGCCCUUCGGUUUUCACCUUCUCAAACCGCAAGUCGAUAACCUCAACCUGGUCCACAAUGAACCUGAACUCUCUGACCUUCCGUUUGACAUGCCGAAACUACGCAGACGGCGACUUCUCAUGCAGCAGGACGCCACCACAUCCGGCAGUGCCACUAGCGUCGAUCUCCGCGACCUUCCGUUCGACAUGCCUAAACUACGAAGACGCCUGAGGUGCACUCAGAGUAUCGAAUCUAGUGCGUCACAGGCCUCGUCGAGCUUGUCUGUACGUGACAUUGACGUCCCUAUCUUGUUCGGCGGCGGUACGGCGCGCCCAAAGAUGACGCUGAACCUCGACGCUGGGGGGAUGGACGGGGUUGGUGGUAAAGUAGGCCUAAAAAAACCCGGAGGACUUUGCCUUGGACUGCCCCUGGAGAUGGGCACUUCCCGCGGAUCCGCUGACCUCGUUGACGCAGACCUGCCCUUGGAGAGACAAGGAUGGUACCACGGAUCGAUUACCCGAAUCGAGGCGGAAGCAGUCCUUCGUUUACUAAGAGAGGGAAGCUACCUGGUCAGAAACAGCGAGUCUACUAAACAGGAUUAUUCUCUGUCUCUCAAAAGCGCAAGAGGAUUCAUGCAUAUGCGAAUACAGCGGAACGAGGAAUUGAAUGCCUACAUUCUCGGCCAAUUCAGUAAGCCCUUCGAGACCAUUCCAGAAAUGGUUCGUCACUUCAGUGUAAAUCGGUUGCCGAUACGGGGAGCCGAGCAUAUGUGCCUGCUCCAUCCAGUGAUAGCCCAACUUUUGUAGCGCAUCUAUCGCAGCGCCCUUUAAGGCGCUACAAUAAUUACCGCACUUUCCCAGAACAUUUUCUUGCAAAUUUGUCCAGUUUCGCUCGAGCGAGCCGAAACGAUCACCGGAAUUACCGACCUGAAUAUCGACCAGAAGCGGGAUAGAGAGAGAGAGAGAGAAGAAGGGGGAGAGAGACAGGCAAAGAGAUGAACGAGGAAUGAGCUCUUAUGAGAGGACCCGUUCAAUUCUAAAGAAUCGAUGAAAUAUGUAUCUCAGGGAAUUUUCAAUGGAUUCAAUUUUGGGUUUUGAUUAUAUCCGAGCACAUGUGUAGUGGGUAAAAUAUUUGUGAUGAUAUUCUCUAGAAUUGACAUUGAAUUUCCAUUUUUCUUUUAUUUUUUUCUUUCUAACUCACGGUAUGUAAUGGGUUUUUGUAGCAUGAGAAGUUGACAUUUUUUUAGUUUAACCGAUACGCCGUUUUCUCGUUUUUGAUUUCGUAUGCGGUAUAAUCCUCGUACAUCGCAACGGUACAUACUGACAAAACAAAUAUUUCACUUUUUCUUCGUACGAUGAUUAAUUGCUUAUCCUAAUCUCGUUAAUUUUCUGUAUUUCAUAACGAAUGGAUUAUAUUUUUGUCAAAGUAAUCGUACAUUCGUACAAAAUUUGAAAGAUAAAAAUGAAAAGAACAAUGUAUCGAAAAUCAAGGCACAGACUUGCGAAAUUCCGGAGAUAUAUGCAUAUAUCUUGCUGCAUCGAAAUCAAUUUACAUGAAAUUCGAGGUCGCCGCUGAAAAAGUAUAGAAACGAAAAUUCCCUCGCGUUUAUCAAUUUGUUCAACCUACCAAACUUCCGUAAUUUGAAACAUUGUCUUCCCAAGCCGAUGUGCGAAGAUACUCGUCUCGCUAUAAAUUGCCGUACACGGUGCAACUUAACGUAAUAUUUGGAUUCUACCCAACGAAUGGAUAAGUCAACAUCCCGGAUGUUGUAAUCUCGGAUGACAGAGGCACGGACAUAUAUCGAUUCGGUACAGAACCGCGUAUAAUGAGCUGCAUGCAGCGGAGUUGGCACCGUAUUAGAAUCUCACUGCAGUGCCAGCUUGCAUGAUGAUGAAUAACAAGGUAGCGGAACUCGAGGACAUGUGUUAUACCUGUAUGGAUAGUUUGCGACUAGUUCUCCAUUUUCUCUCUGCAAACAGACUUCAAUUAUCAUAAGGUUGUGCAAAAUGGAUUCGAUUUGUUUGCGAAAGGGCCAGAGUGCGAAGUGAUGUACUGACCUCUUUAUAGGAUUAUACAGGGAAAGUUGCAAUCUUUCUCGCUCGCAACUGUCAAUUCUCAAUCGUGCAGAGGAGGCUCACUUGGUGUUUACCUCCGAUUUAAUCAGACUAGCAAUUAACCGUGGGAUUGUAAAAUAUUUCACAUUAUUCGGCAGGUUACACACUUCUGAAUCAGCCGAAUGAUCGAUUUAUCAGCUGAAAAUAACGAUUUUAAACUGGAUAAGAACAAAUUUCACUCUUUUCGAGGAACAAGAAAGCCAUUAAUUGAUUUCAUUACUAUCUUCAAUCCUGCCAAGAUUGAUUGUAAUCAGAGAAUAAACACCUCGCAACGUUUCGAUGUCAGUUGAUUGUAGCAGUGCGACGCGAAGUGAAUACAUUUAAGACGAUGUUAGAUGUAGGAAUAUAUACGUAAUAUACAUUUAGUAUACUAGCAGUAAAUUUCGUCUGUCAAAAUGAUGAUGAAGGAUGGAUAUAAAUUUCACAUAUAUCUAUACUUUCGCGACAAACAGUAACAGGCCAAACUGAAAAUUAUGCUUGUCAUUAUACUUAUAAUACGAUACCUGUUAUAUUAUUUACAUGUAAUUUGUAUACAUACGUGAAAAUAUUUUAACGUUCUUGUAAAUCAGCGGGGCGAGAUAGCUCGCAGAAAACAAUGCCAAAUAUUAGGUAGAUAUUUAAACACUUUAUUACGCAUAACGGUAAAUGAAUAUAGGUAUAUAUAUAAUUACAUAUAUGUGUAUACAUUACAAUUAUAAGUAUAUUUACCGGUAGUUUUGUUGAUUUCAUCGUUCAUCAUUAAUUAAUUCAUUAAUUAUUUUUAAACGUGAAACUUUCUUAUAACUGUGAUUCUUUUCAUUCAUGUUUUUGUUCAACUUCGUUUUUUUAACAUAAAUAUAUUUACCUUACAUAGUUUCUACAAUAACUAUGCCUGAAACUAGUUGAUCGAUGAAUUUUCAAACAUGCACUAGUAAAAGUAACUUAGUUACAUACAUUAUUUCAUGUGAUAUUAAUUUGAUAUAAAUGCCGUAACUACAACCAAUGUUGCCAUCAUCAUCAUCAUCACUAUUAUUAUUAUUGUUGUUAUCAUUACUAUUACUACUAUUAUUAUUAUUAUUAUUAUGGGAUCAAUAUUAUUCGUGUUUUAAUAAUUCGUAUUCAGAUGAAUAAAAGACAAACGCGGUAAACCAUAAAAGUUACAGGUCAAUGACCGGGUGCCUGCGUUUACAAUUAGUUACGAAUAAAAAUAUUUUCUUCUCACCUGUGAUUCAUUGUGUCUGAACGGCAAUUAGUAAAUAAUGUUUGUAUCGGUGAUCGUGCAAUAUUACGAGUAAAUUUUUGUCAAUCGUUAUAUUCUUUUUUUUUUCUAUCUCUGUCAGUAACGUAUCGAUUGUUUACACUGUGAGACUAAAGCAUGAUUAUUAUUCAUUUUCAAUAUAAAAACACUGUUCGAAUGUCGACACAGAAUACAGACGUCCGUGCAUUAACAAUAAUAAAACUAAAUUUAAUGAAUAUUAGCCUAAACAUUUAUUAUAGAUACUGCAGUUUUGAACGAUCGUAAAUAUCGGCGAAGCCGGAUAUGUUAUUACAUUAUUAUUAUUAUUAUUAUACGUAUUGUAAUUAAUAUUAUUGUAGAGUUGAGGCGAGGUUUAUAUUUAAGCAAAAAACAAACCAAAGAUUCAAAGAUCGAAUGCUAAUUACCUGUACGUACAUACAUAUAAUUUAGUUGGACCUAACUACAUUUAUAAGGUAAUUGCAGCCAAACGAUGUUUGUAUGAUUAUUAUUAUAAGUCUGUCUCGUGCCAAAUUAAAAAGAAAAUGAAAAAAAAAAUGUAUGAAAAUAUUGGGUGCUUACUGCUUAAAAAUUAGAAAAACUUCUCAAAAGACUUCCACGCAGCUCGUGCGAUUCUCACCUCUCUUUCUCUUUCCUCCCAUCUGUCUUUCUCUUUUUCUUCCUUUGUCACUCCGUUUCUCAUUUACAUCUCACGCGCCUGAAACUUUCGUAUUUACUCUGGCGCUAUUAGUCAUUCAUUUACAGUCUUCCAAAACUGAAAUUCCGUUCGGGUUUCAAAGAAAUAUGUUCUUCUAGCUAAACUUUAUUGAGAACUUUAUAACACGGAAGAUUACACUAGAUAUUUCAUCGCGCUUUCUGUGGCACCAGACAAACUUAAUCUCAACGUUGACGGACCAUUAUCAGUGGUAUAAUACCGGGGUUCAAUGAUGGAAAUGAUAUGCGGCGAAGCUAUCUUUUCAACGUUCGUAUCUAGCUUUGCCUAGUAUUUUGAUUUCAGUUCAAUGCUGAUAUCAUUUCCCCUAAAACGAUAUACCAGCAGCGAAUCUGGUCUGGAUUUACUUCUUCACUGUGAAAAUAGUCCGUUAACAUCAAUUGGCUCAUAAUGCGAUCGGUACUAUAUUAACCUGCGUUGACUACUGUAAGCUGCCAGUAUUAUUAAUUAUAACCAAUAAUGCAUAUCCACGUUAAAAUUUUUAAGACCCGUUAGUGUCACACUAUCAUUAUAAUUGCAAUUAUUAUUAUUAGUAUGAUUACUUCUAUCAUCGAUAUUAUUAUUGUUUUAAAACUAUAAUCUAUAUAUAUAAAUAUAUAUUUAUUUAACAUUGUAUUCAUUUGUAUAUUAAUGGUGUCGUUAGCUCAUGGUUGUAAACAAAAUUCUAUGUUGGAUAAUUAAUAAUAUUAGUACAUAAGAUCUAAGGACUUAGAAGUUAUGUAUAUAUUAUAUACAUAUUAUACAUAUACAUAAAACACAUACGUCUAGUCUCUUACACAUAUUAUACAAUAACAAUUGUACAGGGUGACCUGUUUGAAACUUGAUACCGAUGCAAUUUGAUCCGCAGUAAAAAUCUUCAAAAUCUGGUUAGAUUGUUACACGCCAUACAAGUGUUCGCUAGUAUUUUUUUCUUUUUUCAAAACGUUUAUCGAUACGUCACUCAAGCAUGAAAAUGUUUAUACAGUUGAUAAUUAAUCACGUUAAAAAAUGACCACUUUUUGUCUAGCGAUGACAGAUUUUUUCUACGUCAUGGAUGGACGCGGAUCCAAUAUUAUAUAAACAGCACAUUUAAUCAUAAUUGGGACCAAAUUUCAUCGGCCGUUUCACAGAGGCCAUUUUGUGUGGCAAAACAGUUAGAUAGGCCACAUUACUUGUAGAUACUCCCUGUACCUUGAAAUUUAUAUGAAGUAGAUUAUAACUCGACUCAUAACCUAAUAACUCCUAUUUACGUAGCGUCAUAAUCUAUGUAAUUGUAUACAAUUUACAGGCCGAGCAAAAGCCUGAGACCCUGCAAAACUAAUUUAGCCUGGACCCUGAUUUACCAAUUUUUUAAAAUUCAUACCUGCUACAGGGAAACCGCAAAAUUAUAUACUUCCAACUUCGUAAUGUCUAUAAAUCUUUUAAUUACAUUAUUGUAUGUAAUCUACUAAACCUGUGCGUGAUUGUGACGGGAUCAUCUUCCGGUCUGACGCGGAUCAUAUUUAAACGGACCCAAAUGUAAGGACUCUGUACUGGUAUUAACUCUACCCGCGUCAUACCGCUCAGUUAGUUCCUGAAUCAUCUUUGCUAGAUAGUAGCAGAUACGGUGUAAGCUGGAAUUCCUUAUUAACAAUAAAACUUUAAUAAGUUAAUA